CAUCUGCGUGCGUGCAUCCGGUUCAUUUGUGUUAGUGACUGCAUUGCUCAUGGUUCUCUAAAGCAAAUAUGCCCAACAAAAAGAACAAAAACCAACCUAAAAAUGCUUUUUAUUACUACAUGAUAUCUUUACGUCCUCAGCUGGAGAGACAAGGGGUAGUUUUGGCGAAUGGAAUGCAAUCUUUAGCUGAGUUAGCUGGGCCAAGAUGGAAGGACCUCCCAGAGCAUGAAAAAGAAGUGUACCAGGAAAUGGCCAGGCAGGCCAAGGCAAACAAACAGAGUUAUGGUGGAUUGCGAAAUGACCGUAGAGACUGUACUGGUCAGCUAUUAUCUCAAAGAGUUGAUACUGUUAGCCUGAAUGAAAACAAGCGACGCAGGCAGAGAGAAGAAGUGAAAUCAGCCUGGCCUCCUGGAAAAUUGGUCUGUGAUGAGAGGUUCUUCUUCAUUGGCUUUAUGUCUUUGUGUCCAGCAUCUUCUGAUGACCUACAGCUACCUUGUGAGCUGGGGGUGGCGGAAUUCUCUAUCAACAGGGGUAUUAUCAACACCAUGCACAGAUUCAUUCAUCCAGGGGAAAUACCACUUGGAUACAGAUAUGAAUGCAUGAGUACUAGUGAGAAAACUCACAAGAUUCCUAUAGAAGGUCUUGUGAGAGAUGAAGAUACCCACCAAAGAAUAUUAUGGGACCUCUUGAGAUUUGUAAAUCCUGAUGGACAUUCAGUUUUUCCACCAGUAUAUAGCAGGGCAUCAGAAACCAAACUAACAGAGGCCUGUCUUGACUGUUUAGCAAGAAAUGCAGAAAUGCCAAACAGACUGAAAAAGGUUUAUGAACUAGAGGGAUUAAUUACUGAUUUGCAUAGCCAUAUUGCAACAGAAGGGCAGUCGAUAUCCAAGGCUCAAGCUACUGAUCUUAUAUCUACCACAGUCUUUGACUAUGAACCAGGUGCAAGAUGUGAGUGGCAUGAUGAACAGGAAGUGAAGUAUUGUGCACUAGGAACUGUCAAAAGAUACAGUUACUGUAUGGCAGACUUUCUUUGCCCCCAUUAUAAUGUACCUCUAUCUGUAAAUCACGUGCCUGAGAGACCAGAGGGUUCUUUCUGCACAGUAUUAAGUGGCCAAGAGAAUAACACAGUAAAUGGUAGCAGAAAUAAUAAUAAUAAUAAUGACGAUGAUGAUGAUGAAACCAACUUGUAUGCAUCAUACAACAGAACAGAUAGGCCACAAAUGGAUGGUGGUUCUGGGAAUACCAUGGAAUCAUUCCACAGAUUCGGCCCUACCUACGAAUCAGAUGAUAUUCAGUCCUAUAGAAAUGGGACAGCUAUUAAUCCUCCAAGUCAACUACCUCAGUAUAAUUACCCUCAACGACCAAGCAUUCCAGGAGGUGGUGGUGGCAGCAGCGCGCCGUUUGGACGUGGUAGAGGCAGAGGAAGAGGUGUACCUUCCAGUCAGUUUGUUCGUCAGCCAAACAUGGCUGCAGCUCAUUCAGUUGGAUACAGCGGUAGCGAACCAGGAUAUCCAGGAGGCGCUGCAAGACCGACGAGCAAGGCUCCUGUUUCAGGGUCUGUAUUAAACUACGCAAGCAAGGGCCGAGGUGUAUCGCGUAUUCCAAACACAACCCCAAAGGUAUAUUCGGGCUCUGCUAAUGCUCCUCAUCCAUCGUUCGCCCCACCACCUCCGUUGGCAUGGCAACAGCCACCUGACCAUUAUCAACAACAACAACAACAACAACAAAUACAUCGGUUACAAAACCGACAGAAAUAUCAAGGACGAGGAGGAGGACCUUAUCAAGAAAAUAAUGUAUCCGGAAGGCGGAAUGUCAGUGACGUCAUGAACAUGAUGGCCCAUAUGAGCAUGUUUGAGAAUCAAUAGCCAGUACUAUAAUGAUAUAAUAAUACGGUAUUUAUCAAAGGAUUUGUUAUAUACUGUUCAAGUUAGUUCUAUUUGCUUCAACCUUCGCCACCCGACUUACUAUCACAAGUAAGAAAGCCGUGAGGAACUAUGAGAAGCUUGUGUAAUCUAUAACCAGCUAUAUCAAUAGCGCGACUUUCGUAUGGGUGAGUGGAAAACAAUGCGGUAAAUUCGCAGUAGCUGUACUAUCAACUAUACCGUUUUUAACCGUAGACGUAACUAAGCGUUGUAAUUGGAUGAAUUACUCGAAUGCAAUGGGGAGCCAUUUCAGUAUUACGUUAAUCAGUGUCGUAUCGUAUACCCGCCAAACGUCAGUACCGUACGUUCCCCAUCCAUACGAAAACCACUCUAUAGUUUCGAAGAAUAUUCACUUUAUUAGGCUGUUGUAUAUUUCGCCUGCUAAGACAAUUCAGUUCCAGCCUUUACGUAUUUAAUUUUGAGCCACUCUUCUGUCGUUUUGAGUGGAGAUAUCGUAAAGUUGCUUUAAGAUAUUUCAUUUGAUCAUGAUUUAUUUUCGUUCCCCUUAACUGGACCACUGGGAUUUCAUGCUUUUCUUUCUGUCGUUAAAGGGAAAUGCAUUCGUUAUUUAUUUCUCACUUAUCUUACAUAUUGGCGGGCGUUUCGGACUCACCGAGUAUGAAAGCUAAGCGUGGGCUCCCAUUGCACGGACAGAAGCAUAAAUACAGACCUUUCGCAAAUUCGCUCAGGUGACCCAAUACUAUGGUUCUAAAUCGAAGUUGGAUAUAACAAAAUACAGUAAAUGUAUAAACACAUUAAGUCCAACCUCGACAUGGAGUCAUUGUUUCGUGGUCACUCAAUCGAAUCUGCAAAAGGUCUAUAGCCCCAGAAAGCUCUAGCCGGCAAUGUUUAUACAUGAUUAGUAGUAAAUGCAUGCGUGUAGGACGAAAAAAUAUUGCAUGUGCAUGCUUCCAUUAUAUAACCUAGUUAAGAUUUUGAUCUCUCCUUUGACCGUUAAAGGUAGCCCAUCUAAGUAAGAGCGAAAAGCCAAAAGAAGGGGCUAUUGUCUGGUCUAACUAAUGACCCCGAUGGAGUGCAUACCAUAUAUCCGUGACUGGAAAAGUUAACUUACAAAAUGGUACUGAAUUAUUACAACGUUUUGUAAGUAUGCGGUCUACCGAACUUACUAAUUCGUGCAAUUUCUAACUGUUUUGUUUUUUCACGGAUAUAUGGUAUGCAAUAUAGUAGCUAAGGAAAUUGGAAAACUUUUCAUUUCCGUCGCUUUUCUUACAGUUUCUUAAAAUUUCGAGCUCAAGACUUUAAUUAAUAAUAAAAAGUCAAUAAUUUGCAAGAUAUCCUUUAGCAUUUUGCGAAGUAGGUUUCUCUGAGAUCUGUAACGUCUGUAACGGCUGGAACCAACUCUGUGGAUUUUUGAGCUGACGCUAUGUUUUAUUUUUCUGAACGGAAGCCGAAGCAGUGACGGAUCUUGAAUCUUGAAAAGAGCGGGAAGAGAGGAAAAUAUCAUUGAACACUGACUAAUUAAAAAUGAAAGACAAAGCA
Molecule: messenger RNA, 3422 nt
Organism: Actinia tenebrosa (Australian red waratah sea anemone)
Lineage: Eukaryota; Metazoa; Cnidaria; Anthozoa; Actiniaria; Actiniidae
Product: protein maelstrom homolog
Biological process (GO): piRNA processing; regulation of miRNA-mediated gene silencing; spermatogenesis
Cellular component (GO): nucleus; P granule
Molecular function (GO): sequence-specific DNA binding
Source: RefSeq, a predicted model, not a curated record